AUGAUGCCAAUGUCUAAUAUACAUUGUUUAAUAUGCAAUAUAAAUCUUGAUGUUUCAUCCUGCGUAAAUAUAUUUUCUACAUCUUUUCCUAGACAUGAGGAAAUGUUGAUAAAUUUUGUAUCACGUGUACUUCGCAUUGCUACUUCUGAAUUACAGAAUCCUUACAUUUGUUCACAAUGCUACAAUUUGUUUCAAAUGUUAGAACAAGCACAAAAAACUGUUUUAAAUAUACGUUGUGAAAUUUUAAAAAUAUAUCGUGCUACUGAAAGAAGAAAAAGUAUUAAACAAUCAAUAAACAAUGAUACAAAAUUGAAUCUGUGUACAAAUAUAAUAUUAGAAGAAAAAAAAUUAAGUAAUGGUGAUGAAAAUUUAAAGGGAGGAUCAAAUUUGCAAACAUUUCAAAUUGAGGAAGUAGUGCAACAACAAUGUGUUCAAAAUAAUGUAGUAAACCAAAAUAUAAAUAUUCCAAAUAUAGAUUUUGUCAGUAACAAUAAAAUUAAUGCAGAAUUAAAGAAACAUUUCAAGAAGAAAACAACUGAUUGCAAUGAAGUAGAUAAUAUAAAAUCAUUUGAUUAUAAUAAUACUCAUAUUAAUAUAAAAAAGGAUGAAAUUUUUAAAAAUGAUGUACUUCAUAAUUCAAUAGCAUUAAUUAAUGACAAUACUGUGUACAAUAUUAAUACUUCACAAGCAAACUUGCAUGCACUGAAAAUGCAUGUUGAGGAAAAUAAUUUUCUUUCACUAAUAACAUGUGAAAAAAAUGAACCAAAGAAGUCCAUAACAACAGAUUCCAUAUUUUCUGAUAAUGGUUUGCAAGUAUCAAAUGCUGAUUUCAAGUGGAAAGAAGUAAAUGAAAAUAUUACAGAAGUAAAAGAAAAUACUGAAAACACAACAGUGACACAAGUUGAUGAGAUAAAAAUACCUUUAAAAUCAGGAAAGAUAUCUAAAUAUGAUUUAAAACCAUUGAAAUAUUCUUGUCCUACUUGUGAUAAAAGAUGGAGAACAUCAGCUGAGUUAAAAACACACAUAAAAACUCAUUCAUCAUUAAGGCCAUACAUGUGUGAAAAAUGUGGUCAGGCAUAUAAGCAUAAGCAUGCAUUAGAAAUACAUGUUGGAAUGCAUAAUGGAAUAAAUCCAUUUCAAUGCAAUUUUUGCAAUAAGUGCUUUACACAAAAAGGGGCACUUAUGAGACAUUUACCAAUGCAUACUGGUGAAAUGCCCUACCAAUGUGAAUUAUGUGGCAAAAGGUUUAUACACCAUACAUCAUACAAUAUGCACAGAUUAUCACAUACUGGACAAAAAUCUUAUAAGUGUCAUAUGUGUGAUUUAUCUUUGCUUUCAACAUCUCAUUUAAAAAGGCAUAUGCGAGUUCAUACAGGUGAAAAACCAUUUAGUUGUACAGUAUGUGGAAAACGUUUUGCGGAACGAUAUAAUCUAUUUGCUCAUCAAAAAAUUCAUGAUCCACUUGAAAGCAAAACCAAGAAAACUAAAGAAAUGAAAUACCAAUGUAAUCAUUGUAAUGUAGUAUUUAAACAGAAGCAAAAUUUGAAUGAUCAUAUGAAGCAUCAUAGUACAAAUAAUGAAUCUGAUCUCAAAAAGUCACAAUGUACAGUUCUUCAAGUUGAAACAGAAACUCAAGAGUUAUCAAAAAAAGUAGAUUCUGAACAUUGUGUACUGCAACAAACGUGGAUUCAAAUGAAUCGCUCUAAACUUGAUAUUAUUGAUAAUCAAGCAAGAUUUGUGCUUUUACAGAAUCCUUUACCUGAAAUUGAUGAAAACUCUUUUGCAGUUACAUUUAGUGACCAAAAAAUAUCCUUAGGAAGUACAAAUUAUAAUACAAAUUUGCAAGUAAUUAUAGAACCAUCAGAUGCAUCACUUUUAAGCAACAAUCUUUCUUCUAUUGAUAAAAUACAUAUGUGA
This is a messenger RNA of Habropoda laboriosa, 1917 nucleotides long. RefSeq names its product zinc finger protein 880-like. Gene Ontology annotation, cellular component: nucleus. The transcript is spliced from 5 exons. Lineage: Eukaryota; Metazoa; Arthropoda; Insecta; Hymenoptera; Apidae. The record is from RefSeq and is a predicted model, not a curated record. Bases 1 to 1917 code for a protein of 638 amino acids.